UGGAUUGUAUUGUAGAGACUUUUGAAUGACAACUGCCUAUGCAGACCUAUUAAAUAUGAUCUUACACUUGCCCACAUUUAACCUUCAGUAUAUAAUAAACUCUUUUUACUGUUUCAUAAUAGUACCUUUCACAACCCUAAGUGUUGAUCCCUGCUACACCUACACCAGUCUGGAUGAGUCUUGGAGAGCCACUGACAACUAUUACUAUAAUAAUAAUUCCUACUAUGGCAUGUGUGAUUAUAAUGUGGAGUGGAAUGGCUGGUACAGGCUGUUCUACAAUGGUGAAAAUGCCCAGAUGCCAGAAUCAUGUGUUAAUUAUGGCAUGUGUGGCACUUAUCACCCACUGUCGCUCAACGGUCCUCACCCACAGCCAGAAGAUGGAGUGGUCACCCGUCAGGUCUGUACUUCCAUAUGGAGUGACUGCUGUGAUUACACAUCCCACCCUAUACGAGUCAAAUCCUGUCCUGGAAAUUACUACGUUUAUGAGUUUGUCAAGCCUUUUUUUUGCGGAGCAUACUGUGCAGAAGCCACGAGUCACAACACAUCAGUGUCUGCAACAACAGAGACAAUUUCAUCCAUCGAAUCCAUUACUCCACCAAUCACAACCACUGCUCCCCCUGUUGACCCCUGCUACAACUACAAUGUCCUGGAUGAUUCAUGGAGAUCCACCAACAAUCAACAUUCCUCUCAACUAAUGUGUGAUGCUGUGGUCAGCUGGAGAGGCUGGUACCGUCUCUUCAUUCAGGAUCAGAGCGUUCAGAUGCCAGACACAUGUGUUGAAGAGUAUAGUUGUGGCACUAAUGCUCCACUCUGGCUGAACGGAGGACAUCCAACAGUUGAGGAUGGAGUGGUCACUCGAGAUGUCUGCGGUCACUGGGACAAUAACUGCUGCCAUUUCCAAUCCAACCCCAUUAAAGUCAAAGCCUGUCCAGGAGAUUAUUAUGUCUAUGAGUUUGUGAGUCCAACUGCCUGCCAUUUGGCAUACUGUGCAGAUACAAGGAACAUAAACACUACCUCUACUACUGUAAUGCCAGAAACAACCACAGAAACUACAACGACUGCACUAUACAGCACAGAAACUACAACGUCCAACUCUGAUCCAUGCUAUGACUAUACCACUCUUGAUGAAUACUGGAGAGACAUACGGCAAAGCUCAUAUCAGUACAAUGGCCAUGAUGACACCCUUGUUGAAUGGAGUGGCUGGUAUCGUCUGUAUCUGAAUGGAGAAAGUGCCCAGAUGUCUGAGUGGUGUGUGAGUUAUAUGAGAUGUGGUGGUGAAACUGGACUGUAUCUCAACGGCUCUCAUCCAACACUUGAAGAUGGAGUGGUGACCCGUGAUGUCUUGGGAACUUACAUAUGGUCUAAUGAGUGUGGCAACUACAGAUCCAACUCAAUCCAAGUCAAAGCCUGUCCAGGAGAUUAUUACGUCUAUAAACUUGUCAAGCCAGAUGUGUCAAUCUACAGCCCUUCAUAUUGUGCAGUUGCUUUCAGCAACAUCAGCAGUGAUCCCUGCUACAACUAUGAGUCUCUGGAUCGUCCCUGGAGAGCCAACAAUGAAAGUGGAGACUGGAUUUGUGAUGAAUCUUUCUCCUGGAAUGGCUGGUACCGGCUUUUCUACUAUGGAAUGAACAUCCAGAUGUCAGAGACCUGUAUUAGUUCAUACACCUGUAACACAGAAUAUAAUCUGUGGCUCAAUGGUCCUCAUCCUGAGAUAGAGGAUGGAGUGGUGGCCAGAGAGGUCUGUAUGGGGUCUUAUUGGAGCGGCUGCUGUAAUUACAAAUCAAAACCCAUCAGAGUGAAAGUGUGUCCAGGCAAUUACUAUGUCUAUGAACUUGUGAAACCACAAAUCUCGUGUUCAGGAUACUGCACAGAUGUCAGCACUAUUUCACAGGUGGUUUCCACUGUGAGUCCAGAAAUAAUCACUGGAUCCAGCAUCACCUUGAAUUAUGACCCGUGCAAUAACUACAACAUACUGGACAACCACUGGAGAAGCACACUCAAUUACUGGUAUUGGUAUGGCUAUAUAAAUGAUCAUGAUGACACUCGUGUUGAAUGGGAUGGCUGGUAUCGACUCUUCAUUAAUGAGUCGAAUGCUCAGAUGCCUGAGGGAUGUGCGUCUUACAUGUCAUGUGGAGGUUAUAGUUCUCUGUGGCUUGGUGGCUCUCAUCCUCAGCUAGAAGAUGGUGUUGUUACUCGUGAAAUUUAUGGCUCUCGCUAUCAUCAGUGCAGUUACUACAGAUCCGAACCAAUCCAAGUCAAAGCUUGUCCUGGAGAUUAUUAUGUCUACAAAUUUACCAGACCAACUCUUUCGAUCCCAGCUCCUGUAUACUGUGCAGUACCUUUCACAACCCUAAGUGUUGAUCCCUGCUACACCUACACCAGUCUGGAUGAGUUGAGAGCCACUGACAACUAUUACUAUAAUAAUAAUUCCUACUAUGGCAUGUGUGAUUAUAAUGUGGAGUGGAAUGGCUGGUACAGGCUGUUCUACAAUGGUGAAAAUGCCCAGAUGCCAGAAUCAUGUGUUAAUUAUGGCAUGUGUGGCACUUAUCACCCACUGUCGCUCAACGGUCCUCACCCACAGCCAGAAGAUGGAGUGGUCACCCGUCAGGUCUGUACUUCCAUAUGGAGUGACUGCUGUGAUUACACAUCCCACCCUAUACGAGUCAAAGCCUGUCCUGGAAAUUACUACGUUUAUGAGUUUGUCAAGCCUUUUUUUUGCGGAGCAUACUGUGCAGAAGCCACGAGUCACAACACAUCAGUGUCUGCAACAACAGAGACAAUUUCAUCCAUCGAAUCCAUUACUCCACCAAUCACAACCACUGCUCCCCCUGUUGACCCCUGCUACAACUACAAUGUCCUGGAUGAUUCAUGGAGAUCCACCAACAAUCAACAUUCCUCUCAAAUAAUGUGUGACGCUUGGUUCAGCUGGAGCGGCUGGUACCGUCUCUUCAUUCAGGAUCAGAGCGUUCAGAUGCCUGACACAUGUGUUGAAGAGUAUAGUUGUGGCACUCAUGCUCCACUCUGGCUGAACGGAGGACAUCCAACAGUUGAGGAUGGAGUGGUCACUCGAGAUGUCUGCGGUCACUGGGACAAUAACUGCUGCCAUUUCCAAUCCAACCCCAUUAAAGUCAAAGCCUGUCCAGGAGAUUAUUAUGUCUAUGAGUUUGUGAGUCCAACUGCCUGCCAUUUGGCAUACUGUGCAGAUGCAAGGAACAUAAACACUACCUCUACUACUGUAAUGCCAGAGACAACCACAGAAACUACAACGACUGUUAACAGAAAUCCCUGUUCUGAACUCAGCUGCUCUGAGGAUGAAAGGUGCGGGAUGAUAAAUGGUGUUUACGGCUGUUUGUGUGAAAAUGACCAUCACAGAAGACAGCAACGUCAUGACUCUUUCGAUUUCUCAGAAACCUGUGAAAGCAGCUCUGGCUCCAUGUCUGUGUCUCGCUGUCAGCUCUUUGAGGCUGGUUUUCCAGCAGACGUCUUACACCUCAAUGAUCCCAGCUGCAAAGGAACGGUCCGGAAUGGCAGAGUGGAAUUCCAUUUUGAUAACGAUGAACACAUCUGUGGUACAAUUCUUGUGGCCAACGGCACCCACAUCAUCUACAGUAACUUUAUUCUGGGGACACCGAGGUCAGAAGGUCUCAUCAGCAGAGAGAAAAUCCUUAAGCUUUCUUUCAGCUGCAUUUAUCCUCAAACACAAACUUUUUCUAUGAAUGCGGAAAUCAACCCACUGGAGAGCAUUGUGCACGAGACCCUCCCCUCUGGUGAAGGCAGAUAUCAGGUUCGGAUGACUCCAUAUGAGGAUGAUGAGUUUACCCGGCCCUUCACUGGUAGAGUGGAUGCAGAGCUCGAGCAGAAGAUGAAUGUGGAAGUUCGUGUUGAGGGGGUUGACAGCCGUCAGUUUGCCCUGGUGAUGGACACGUGUUGGGCUACACCUGUGAAUGAUCCUGAUUACAGUCUCCGCUGGGAUCUCAUCGUCACAGAGUGUCCCAAUCCAAAUGAUGACUCAGUGGAGCUGCUGCAGAACGGUGUCUCGACAUCCAGCCGUUUCUCCUUCAGGAUGUUCAUCUUCACUGAAAACUCCACUAAGCUUUACCUGCACUGUGCUGUUCACCUUUGCCUUCUGUCAAGCAAUCACUGUUCAUUAGACUGUAACUCUGAACACCAUCGGAGAGAGCGCAGGUCUCUGGACUUCCAUCACAGUGCUUCUAUAUCCAUGGGUCCUCUGAUGUUGUCUGAAGGGAACACAGAUAAGUGGGUCCCAGAGCAAGUGAAAGUGUCUGAGGCUUCUUGUCUGUGUGCUUCUCUGAUGCUGUUACUUGUUCCUCUGAUGAGUGUCCUGACUCUCUUUUAGUAUACACACACACACACACACACACACACACAUGUCUGGUUUACUAUCCUUGCGGGGACUCUCCAUAGGCGUAAUGCUUUUUCUACUGUACAGACCGUUUAUUCUAUUGCCCUACACCAACUCUACACCUAAACCUACCCCUUACAGGAAACUUUCUGCAUUUUUAGAUUUUCAAAAUACUUCAUUCUGUGUGAUUUAUUAGCUUGUUUACCCGUGGGGACCUCAAUUUAGUGACACGAGUCCCCAUGAGUCUGUGUGUAUUCAGGUUUAAGUCCCCACCUGAAUAGAAAAACAGGUGUACACACACACACACACACACACACACACACACACAAAAGGAGAUCUUAUUAUGGAAUUUUAAUGAAUGUGGUACUGAUGCCACGCUGGAGUUUCUUAUUGUUACCUUAUUUCAUGUGGACAUUGUCUAUUUUCCUAUACACAUUAAACAAUAUUGAAUCAUUUACACAAAUUGUUAUAUAGUACAUUCAUCUUAUUUUACUAAAAAAAAAAUUUAAAAAAUUCUACAGCAACAAAGGCAAUCAGAUUCAUGUUUAUUCAAGUAAUGUGAAAAAAAAAAGAUUAAAAGUUCCAUUCAUGAUG
Onychostoma macrolepis is the source of this 4957-nucleotide messenger RNA. RefSeq lists its product as uncharacterized. Lineage: Eukaryota; Metazoa; Chordata; Actinopteri; Cypriniformes; Cyprinidae. The record is from RefSeq and is a predicted model, not a curated record.